Messenger RNA from Spinacia oleracea (spinach), 1436 nucleotides. Its product is annotated as 26S proteasome regulatory subunit RPN13. Gene Ontology annotation, cellular component: nucleus; cytoplasm; proteasome regulatory particle, lid subcomplex. Gene Ontology annotation, molecular function: proteasome binding; endopeptidase activator activity. Lineage: Eukaryota; Viridiplantae; Streptophyta; Magnoliopsida; Caryophyllales; Amaranthaceae. The record is from RefSeq and is a predicted model, not a curated record. The transcript is spliced from 13 exons. The coding region runs from base 218 to 1108 and encodes 296 amino acids.
UUAGAUCAAGGGUGAAAAUGUGAAAUGUGUUGAAAUCGAAAUUAUUUCUCUCACACAUAAUACUUCGCGUAGUCGCAUCUCCUUCCUCCUCCAGCAAUCGAAUUCCUCCUCUACACCCUAACAACAAAAUCAGCAUCUUUAAUUGUAGUUGUAUCUCCAGUCUGCGGCGUCUCUGCCAACCACCUCUUCUUCUCUGCUGCUUUUAUUCUCGGACACCAUGUUGGAGUUCCGUGCUGGUAAAAUGCUGUUUGAGGGAAAACGUGUCACCCCAGAUUCUCGUAAAGGGCUAGUCAGGAUUGCCCGGGGUGACGAGGGCUUGAUCCAUUUUCAAUGGCUUGAUCGGGUGCAAAAUGUGAUUGAAGAUGAUCAAAUUGUUUUUCCAGAGGAAGCAGUUUUUGAGAAGGUUGAACAAGCAUCUGGAAGGGUCUACAUAUUGAAGUUCAACACAGAUGAUAGGAAGUUCUUUUUCUGGAUGCAAGAGCCAAAAGCUGAGGAUGAUCAACAGUUGUGUCACUCAGUAAAUUUCCACCUUAAUCAACCAUUAGAAUUUCCUGCUGAAGAGGAUUCUGUCCCACUUCAAGCUGAGGAGAUGGUUGAAGACGAUAUAUCAUCUAGAGCUGGUAAUUUGAUUGGCCCUAGCAUGGGAGCUGAAGGAGUGAGUGAUGUGACCUCUGCACCUGGACCGGUAAAAUUGUCAGAUUUACAAAGGAUAUUAAGUAAUAUUCAAUCUGAAGGUCCAGUAGAUGAUGUGGAAGAUCCCGAUGGAGGUUUUGGUUUAGGGGAUCUUUUGAAGCCUGAUUUGGUACUACCAUUGCUCGAGACUUUACCUGUGGAAGAACGCUUGUCUCAAUAUCUACCAGAGGGUCAACAGUCACGUCACGACUUGUUAGAGGUGCUACAGUGCCCUCCUUUCCGCCAACAAGUUGAUGCUUUUACUUAUGUUCUGAAGACAGGCCAAAUAGAUUUGGCUCAGUUUGGCAUUGACCCCAGUAAAUACAAGUUUACUGUUCUCUCUUUCCUGGAGGCACUUGAAGAUUCUGUAGCGAAAGGCUCGGAAACUGAAGCGUUGGGACGAGGAACUAAUGAUCCGAUGGAUGAAGGGCAAUAAUUGACAGCAGUUUUGGGUUUGUGUUUCCUUCACUGCAACCUCUUUUGGUGUUAACGGCUGCUUAGAUAUCCUCAUCUUUGCUUCCCUUUCUUAUUUUACUAUCGGGGAAGAAAGAGGGGAGGGUUGGUGGUGGGAUUAGAACCUAGACUUAGCAAAACAAUGCAAAUGGUCUCAAGUUGUUUGUACUAGGAUAUCUGUUAACAUUAAAUUAGGCAAGAGAUCUCUUUCCUUUGUUUUUGUUAGGGGGUGACCCGGAGUUGCAAUGAUAUCUUGGAAUGGAGUGAAUUAUUUGUUAAUAUUGAAUAUAAUAUAUAUAUUCAUUCGUCUA